Molecule: messenger RNA, 1799 nt
Organism: Zymoseptoria tritici IPO323
Lineage: Eukaryota; Fungi; Ascomycota; Dothideomycetes; Mycosphaerellales; Mycosphaerellaceae
Exons: 1
Coding region: 381-1799 (472 amino acids)
Source: RefSeq, a predicted model, not a curated record
UACUUGUCGAGUCUUGGGUCGACUUAUCGCAACUGCUAGGACUUCGCCUCUCAUAGACAUAUCAGUCUUCGUUCUUGCCUUCUCACAUCACUCCUCCUACAACAGCACGUCGUGUUUCUUCUCAGCACUACUCAACUCACUGUUCGCGCGGCUAUCUUUGACACAUACGAGGUACCGGCAGCGCGAUAUCCUAAAAAGGUUUUGCAUCUCAGCUCGGCCUGAUUGGUUCGCAUUACUAAAGACGGACCCUUCCUUUGUCACUGGCGCCGAAGACUCACAGACGACGGAACGCUUGCAACUCGCCGCUCUCGCUGGGACAGCACAGGUCACGAGGGCACUAGUUUUGCUUGUCGCUGCAUCAUUCCCCCUCUCAAUGCAACAUGUUCGUCGCGCGAUCCUUCAAGUAUACAGAUCGUCCGAGCGAAAGCCGCCGAACGCCCCCGAGGAGUGUGCCACCUCAGCCGACGACGACGAGAGUACACGACAAAGAGUCAUUCGCGAGGCCGCCCGCCGUGUCGCCCACCAUGCACUCCGAACCGGUCGCCAUUCGGUCGUCGAAAUCGAAGCAACACACGCGACAACAUGCACAGCCGAGCACAUCGCAGAGUCCUAGUAGCAUGCCAUCCACACGCAGCACGACACUGCCGGUCCGACGAAAACAAUCCUCUCGCCAUGACCCGAGCGCUCUUCCUCCAUCCGUCGCAGCUUUACUUGCCGUGACAUCGAUCCCACCGCGACGUCCGAACCGAUACCGCAGCAAUCCUGCACGCGACCGACGCAUUUCCAUCGAGGAGCUUGUCAGCGAAUGGAAGAGCGAUGGACUACUCAAACAAAGCUACAGCAGUAGUCCUGCACUGAGCGUCUUGCUGGAGGAUGUAGACUACCUAUACUCGAAGAGCAGUUCAGAUGAGCCCAGCUGCUAUCUUAAUUCGCGGUCGGCGUCCAGCGACUCCAUGCCGUCGCUCACUUCGGACGACCGAUCAGUCAUGUCAAUUGGCAGUCCGCCUACACCAGGAUCACUUCGUAGCAGGAAGUCGUCCUCAAAUCUGAAGCGGGAAAAGGCCCGCUCUCUGCCUGCUGUCGAGGAUUCUUCAUCGGACCACCCACUCGUGCCGCAAUCCGACUCCGAGGACGAAGAACUACUACUGCCCGUGCAAAAGAAGACGCCGGCUUCGCCUAAAUCCGGCUUCUUCAAAUCCAAUCUUACCUUGUCUCUACAAUCCCUCAAAAACUCCAUCUCCUCCCUCGCCCGCAGCAGCAACACUCCACCUCAAUUACCUGGCGGAGCAGCACCCUCAAUCGACCACAUGCUCUGGUCGCAUCCCUUCCUCUUUCCACGUUUCAGUUCAGAAAUUCGUCCGGCAACCGACAGCAAUACAUCCGAGGCUCAAAGACGAUAUCUCAAUCCUGUUCCACUCACCUUUGAAGAAUGGGAGGCGCCCUUCCAACAAGCGCUCCACGCACCUUAUCUUGCGGAAGCCGUCGUCGACGCGCCCACCAUCCAGAUGCAGACGUACAACCGCAGCCGAGGUCGAGGCCGCGGAGGAUCGAAACGAGGCAGUCCCAAUCCCAGCUCGGAAGCCGGACGAGCGCUUCUUGGGCCCGAGAGUGCUCGGCAGAGGGAGGUGCGCGAGAAUUCGGACUUCUUGAGAGUGGUUGUUUUGGAGAUGAACAUGCGGAGAGAAGGCAAGCUGGAGACGGGACGGGCGAAGAUCUGGCUACCGCCGAGGGAGGUCAGUCCUGCUCCCUCCAAGACGGGAAGGGUGCCGAAGCGAUGGGUAGGUGUUAGUGCUUAUUGA